UCACUUCUUCCUUUUGGCUUCACACGACCACCUGACGCUGAAGAGCGAAGAAAGGCGGGAACAGGAGAGCUUAUCAUGUCCAAUUCGCACCCUGUGGAGCCCUCCCCGCCCGACAGCAAGGGCACGGAUCGCUUCGUCUUUCUCCAGUCCGAUAAUGCCCCUCGGACGGUGGUCGUCGAGGAGAAGCAAAGGACCGUUGAAGCCCAGCACGAUGGCUCUUCAUCGUACGCAGACGGAACGGCAGGUGGGGGCAGUAGCAGCAACCAGCGAAGCACCAUGGACGAAGGCUCGUCGUCGAUGGCGAUUGAAAUCGACGAAAAGGCCGAGCUGACGGCGGCUGCUCCCAAGACGCCUGCCAUGCAGACGUCUUCAACACCAACCGCGACGACAAAGGUGGAUCUAUACAAGGCCGGUGCAGUCGACUACAAUGACGAUGAUGACUUGACUUGCCAGUCGCUCUAUCUCGCCUCCGACGACCUCGUCGUCGGUCUGAGCCUCUACCACCGCAGCAUCACCCGCCGCGUCCUUUGGUACCUCGGAUGCCUCUUGAGUGCAGGCAUCCUCUUCAUUGUCGCAUUCUGGUGGCCGAGGAUCUGGCUCCGAUGGAAUUGCCGCCCCACGUCGCUCGAGUCUGCGUCGCUGCAAAAAUGCAAAGGCCAAAUCUGGGUGGCCGUCAAGACGCGUCACGAACCGCUACUGCUAUGCUUGCUCGAGACGAGGAAGUUGGCCGAGGAGGUCGCUGUGGAUUACCUCUUUCCCAGCUCGAUGUUGGUUCCUGCAGCCAAUGCGCUUGACCAGCCGCGGCCAGUGGAUCGGUCGUCGUACGAGGAAAAGGCCGUUUCAGAGGUACGCGUGCUCGACUACCGCUCCAUCACCUUCGUCCUGCAUCCCUGCGGUCGUUUCCUCACUCAGGCCGACUGGAAGGACCCUGCUUGGGCUCAGCUGGCUCAAGUAGAUAGCAAGGACAUCAAGGGGCUCUCUACGGACAAGGAACAUGCGUUGCUUCAUCGCUUCUUCGGGCCCAACGUCAUCGAUGUCAGGGGGAACAGCAUCUUCUCCAUCCUCAUCAACGAAGUCCUUCACCCUUUCUACAUCUUCCAGAUCGCUUCAGUCGUGCUCUGGUGUAACGACGAUUACGUUCCUUAUGCCAUCGUCAUUUUGGUCGUCUCAUUCAUCGGCAUCACCUCUGCGACGAUUGAGACAAAGAGGUCUCUGAACCGGCUGCGAAAGAUGAGCCGAUUUUGCUGCGACACACGCGUCCUCCGACAAGGUUCUUGGCGUAUCGUGCCCAGCACCGAUCUGGUGCCUGGUGAUAUUGUCGACGUGGCCGCUAGCGCGGAAUCUGGUGGCCAGCUCGAGGUGCUUCCCUGCGACGUCAUCCUCCUCGAGAGCGACGCAAUCGCGUCCGAGGCCAUGCUCACCGGCGAGUCGGUGCCCGUCGUCAAGACGGCGAUGCCUCGCUCCCUCUUAACUUCGUCUUCGAGUACCGGCCCCAACUCUCGCAAGGCCGAGAAGCACACCCUCUUCGGGGGCACCAAGCUCAUCCGUGCCCGUCCCGCCUCGCCCACGUCGCCCGAGUCCAAGGCUCUCGUCGUUCGAACCGGCUUCCACACGGCGAAGGGCGGUCUCGUGCGACAAAUGCUCUUUCCCAAAAAGUUCAACUUCAAAUUCCUCAAAGAUGCAUUCAUGGCUAUCGGCUGCCUCUUCAUCCUUGCCAUGAUGGGCGUCAUUGCCUCUGCCGUCUACUUCGUCCACAUCGGCGUUGACCCCGAAGAAAUCGCGCUCCGUUCGCUGGACGUCAUCACCAUCGCCGUCCCUCCGGCCCUGCCGACCGCCAUGAGCAUUGCCGUGACGUUUGCGCUGGUCCGGCUGAAGCGCAAGCAAAUCUACUGCACGUCUCCCCAGCGCAUCAAUGUCGCCGGCAUGAUUACCGCCUGCGUGUUUGACAAGACGGGCACGCUGACAGAGGAAGGCCUCGCCGUUCUCGGCGUCUGUGCCCCUUUGGCAGAGGAGGACUUUGCAGAGCCGCACAGGUCCCAUGCAUCUCUGGAAGAGGCGGUAGAACAGGAGCAGGUGCAACUCUCAAACGAUGAAGGCCAAAGGAGCUGCUCCAUUGACGAUGCCCUCGCUACAACGCACGACCUCAACCUUCUCGAAGGCAGCCUGCUGGGAGAGCCACUCGAGGCGGCCAUGUUCAAGUGGACCGAAGCCGACCUGUCCGAAGAGCCUGUCCCGCUCUACCUUCCCGAUGGUAGCCGAGCCCUGACUGUGGAUGCCAAGCCGGCCCACGUGUCAGUCGUGUCAAAGGGCGCAAGGAAGCUGGCCAUUUGCAAGAAGUUUGACUUCUCCUCGGCGCUGCGCAGGAUGAGCGUCAUCGUCAAGGGCUCCGACCAAGCGCAGGGCGCGACCGUCUAUGUCAAAGGUGCCCCAGAGGCAAUCGUUGGUCUCUAUGCCCAAAGCUCGUUCCCGGACAAGUACGACGAGGUCCUCAACCAUUUUACCCACAACGGCUUUAGGGUUCUGGCGUUUGCGGGAAAGACUCUCGAGGGUGGGUCCUGGGACGAAGUCAAGGGCAUGAGUCGGGCCAACGCGGAGUCGAAUUUGCGCUUCUUGGGCUUGCUUGUGUUUGAGAAUAAGCUCAAGGAGGGCAGCGCGGAGACUGUGCGGUUGCUCAAGCAAGGGAACAUCAUUGCAAAGAUGUGCACAGGCGAUGCGCCUUUGACGGCCAUUGCCGUGGCCCGUGAGGCCGGUCUCGUCGAUGCCAAUGGGCCCGUUUACAUGGCGAGAAUCAGUGGAGCGCCAUCUUCCUCUGAAAAAGAAAAGAUGCAAGAUGAGGAGGGCGACUCCGAUGGCGAUGGCGAGAAGAAUGCUGCCGCGGCUUCCCAGGUCGAGUGGGUCGACAUCGCCGAUGAAGGAGCGACCCUCGAUGCAUAUUCGCUCCAGCCACGCCUUCGUACAGCGGGAGAGAGGAAGCUGGCGCUGGCCGACGUCGGCCUGGCCGUGUCGGGCGAGACAUACGCAUACAUGGUGGACCACGCCGCAAAGGAGACUAUGGACCGCCUUCUUGUGAAAGGCACCGUCUUUGCUCGCUUCUCGCCAGAACAAAAGCAGGACCUCAUCGAGAGGCUCCAAGCUCUCGACUAUGCAGUCGCCAUGGUGGGCGAUGGAGCCAACGACAUGGGUGCGCUGCGCAGCGCCGACGUCGGUCUCAGUCUCAGUGAGGCCGAGGCCUCUGUGGCCGCGCCAUUCACGACCAAGGACAUUAGGAACGUGGACUGCCUGCUGAGGGAGGGCAGGAACGCAAUCACGACGAGCUUGGCCCUCUUUGACUUUAUGAUGAUCUACUCGCUGUGCGAGUACUUCUCGGUCCUUCUCCUCUAUGGCGCCCCUUUCUUUUCGACAUCGUUCACCAAUGCCGAUUAUCUCUACAUCGACAUCUUCCUCGUCUUUCCCUUUGCGAUUGGCAUGAGCUUCUCGUGCCCCGCGCCCGUUCUGAGCGCGAAGCGAGUCAAGGGCCGGCUCAUGUCGCGACGCAACCUCAUCUCGCUCCUCUCCCAGUUCGUCCUUCUUGUCCUAGCGCAAACGACAACCUAUCUCAUCCUCCACCGCCAGGACUUCUACAAGCCACCACGAUUCGCGCCCGACGAUCUGGAUCUGCAAACGAUGGACAACACCAUCCUCUUCAAGACGUCCAUCUUCACCUAUCUCUUUGCUGCGACCAUCUGGAACUGGGGCCCACCGCACCGGAGAUAUCUGUUCCAAAACUACCCCUUGCUCCUCGCCAUUGUCGUCAUUGCCUCGCUCAACGUCUACUUUGUCUUUGCCACCGCCGGGCCCUUCUUUGACCUCUUUGGGUUCCAGGACGAGAUCGAGGCGCCCCGCUUCCUCGGCAUCGUCUUUGCCGUCGUCGUCGUGCAGGCCAUUCUUGCAUUUGCGAGCGAGGCCUACCUUGUCGACAUUGUCUCGGCCUGGAUCAGGGGUCCGACGAGAAGAGUGCAGCGCUGGUAUGCCAAUUCCAAGGGGAGAGCCUUCAGCUCCGACAAAGCCUACCGACUGGUCGAAGCCUCCAUCUUGGUCGACUAGCUGGCUUCUUCUACCCUUUUCUUUCUUUCUUCAAUUAUUUAGCACAGCAACAUGUAUCAUUAGUCCUCAAUUACCCGCCAACCAUUGACC
Messenger RNA from Acaromyces ingoldii, 4173 nucleotides. RefSeq lists its product as hypothetical. Lineage: Eukaryota; Fungi; Basidiomycota; Exobasidiomycetes; Exobasidiales; Cryptobasidiaceae. The record is from RefSeq and is a predicted model, not a curated record. Bases 76 to 4083 code for a protein of 1335 amino acids. Gene Ontology annotation, cellular component: membrane. The transcript is spliced from 3 exons. Gene Ontology annotation, molecular function: P-type transmembrane transporter activity; ATP hydrolysis activity; ATP binding. Gene Ontology annotation, biological process: intracellular calcium ion homeostasis.